This is a messenger RNA of Ilyonectria robusta, 312 nucleotides long. RefSeq lists its product as uncharacterized. The record is from RefSeq and is a predicted model, not a curated record. The annotation marks the transcript as partial. NCBI's taxonomy places the organism in Eukaryota, Fungi, Ascomycota, Sordariomycetes, Hypocreales, Nectriaceae. The transcript has a single exon.
CGUGUAGUAGUCGCUGGUUCCGGCGACUUAGCUCGCUAUGUCUGCGAAGAGUUCACCAAAGUCGGUCACGAACUGGUCUUGACCCGGAAGCAGAAGCCGCAAUUCGAGCGCCUAGGUGUCAGCCAGUUCAUCACCGACUACACUCUGGAAUCCCUGAGCAAGCCGCUGGCUAAUGGCGAGGUGCUAAUUUCGACGAUUUCGGACUGUACCUCGUCAUACAUCGACGUUCACCACACUCUCAUCCAAGCCUGCCAGCAGAGUCCGGAGUGCAAGCGUUUCAUACCCUCCGAGUUUGCAGGAGACAUCGAGUCU